Molecule: messenger RNA, 891 nt
Organism: Striga hermonthica
Lineage: Eukaryota; Viridiplantae; Streptophyta; Magnoliopsida; Lamiales; Orobanchaceae
Source: the annotation of a GenBank genome assembly
AUGGCGCAUCCAUGCUUCUCCUCUUCUCUUAAUUUCAACUCAUCCUCUCUUUCUCUCUCCUCCCCGAACCCUAGCUCGUCGCCUUCUUCAUCCCUCAAGACAUUCUCUUUCCCGUCCCAAACCCUCCGUUCAGGAUAUGGAUUUUCUAGAAAAACGAAGCAAUCGGACCUCAAGUGUUCUUCAGCUGCGCACGUGCCGGAGUCUUACGCUCCGGCAAGGAGCUCGCGAAGUGGUGUUUGGUCAAUUAGGGACGAUUUGCAAAUACCUUCAUCGCCAUACUUUCCAGUUAACGCGCAAGGGUCACUGGCCCCAAUGGUGCACGAGCAAUUUAUGAGUGCCGUUGGCCAACUUCUUCAAUAUAGGAUAAUACGAUGCGGUGGACCUGUGGAGGAUGACAUGGCAAACAUAAUUGUAGCUCAGUUGCUCUAUCUGGAUGCUGUGGAUCCCACUAAGGAUAUAGUCAUGUAUGUGAACUCUCCAGGUGGAUCGGUUACUGCUGGUAUGGCAAUAUUUGACACAAUGAAGCAUAUUAGGGCAGAUGUCUCAACUGUAUGUGUCGGACUUGCAGCUAGCAUGGGAGCUUUUAUUCUUGGUGCUGGUACUAAAGGUAAAAGAUACAGCCUACCAAAUACAAGAAUAAUGAUCCAUCAGCCUUUAGGUCAAGUACAAGGUCGGCAUUCGGACGUAGAAAUUCAGGCAAAUGAAAUGUUGCAUCACAAAUCGGUUUUAGCAAGUUAUUUAGCCUACCAGACCGGGCAAAGCCUAGAGAGAAUCAACAAAGACACUCAAUUCGAUUUCUUCAUGAGUGCUACAGAAGCCAAAGAGUAUGGGCUCAUAGAUGCUGUCAUCUCAAACCCUCUUAAAGCCCUACAACCACUUGCAGAAGCUUAA